Messenger RNA from Setaria italica (foxtail millet), 2397 nucleotides. RefSeq names its product biotin--protein ligase 2. Gene Ontology annotation, cellular component: cytoplasm. The record is from RefSeq and is a predicted model, not a curated record. The coding region runs from base 671 to 1807 and encodes 378 amino acids. Gene Ontology annotation, biological process: protein modification process. Gene Ontology annotation, molecular function: biotin--[biotin carboxyl-carrier protein] ligase activity. Lineage: Eukaryota; Viridiplantae; Streptophyta; Magnoliopsida; Poales; Poaceae. The transcript is spliced from 9 exons.
UGUAUUCAUACAAGGCACUAGGAGUUCUCCCUUCCUUUUCGUUCUUCCUGCUGCUUCUUCCUGCGAACACAGACCGAACCGAGCUCGACCCAGACUACUUCGCCGGCCAAAUCCAAACACCUCCGACCGUCCCCUUCAAAUCGCUGCCAUCCACGCCUUCCUCACCUCCCAAGAUCCACCCUCCACUACUCCUAGGCGUCGGGCAUGGUCCCUUCGGCCGGGGAUUGAGGUUCCCCGACCCGCCAUUGCCGAUGCCGCCCGAAGCUCCGCCUCGCCGGUGAACUCCACCCUCCGGCCAUCUCCUUCCCCAAGCGACCAUCAAAACGGAAUCCUGGUGAGACGCUAGUGCCCACGCCCUCGCUCCCUCCCUCUCUCCGCUGCUGUGGUCGCCGGAAUCGGCGCGCCGCCGGUCCGCCGUGCCACCGCUGGCAAAAUAAAUCGCGGGAAACUAAUGGCGCGCAGGAAAGGAUGAGCGCUCGAGGGGCGAUUGGGGAAGCGCUAGCUCGCGCAAAUAUGCGGGAGAACGGAGGCCGGAUGCGGGUUGCCGUAUUUUUUCGGCGACGAUGGGGGAGUUGUUGGAGCGUGGGAUUUCUCCUUUUCUCCCUAAAUCUGAUUUUCGCGUUGUUUUAAGGGGGCUCUUGGAGUUGCUCUAACAACAACAGCGAUAGUAAUGCCAUUCCCCGUGCGCCUCACGCCGCCGUCUACCGGCGCCGCCGCGGCCGCAGCCGCCGUCGGGGCCGUGCUCGCCGCCGUCGCGCUCCGCCGCUACCUAUCCACUUCCCGCCCUCGGCCAUCCGCCUCGGUGACCAUGUCCGCGCUCAGCAGCUGCAGCAGCACCGCCGGAGCCGCCACCACGCUCGUGGCGUACGGCAGGUCGCCGCAGGACCAGGAGCUCCUGGCCUCCGCGGCCGGUUCCGUCGCCCUGGGGGAGGGCGUGUCGGCCGGGGAGUUCGCCGUCGCGCUGUCCUAUGAGGGCGCGGGGUUCGACGCGGGCGCGUACAUGGGGGCGCUCCGGGCGCGGCGGUUCGGGAGGUGGAUGCUCUGGUCACCGAGGAUUGGCUCCACGCAGGACCUCAUCGCACAGAACUUCGCAAAGCUGCCGGUGGGCGUUGUCUGCGUUGCUGACGUGCAGUUCAAAGGGAGAGGACGUUCGAAGAAUGUGUGGGAAUCACCACCAGGUUGUCUCAUGUUCUCUUUCACAUCACAGAUGCAGGAUGCACGGAAGUUGCCCCUUAUGCAAUAUGUUGUCUGCCUUUCUAUGACCGAAGCCAUCAAGGAACUAUGCCGUGCUAAGGGACUGCCAGAACUUGAUGUAAGGAUAAAGUGGCCUAAUGAUCUCUAUCUGAAAGGAUUAAAAGUUGGCGGCAUUCUAUGUACCUCGUCUUAUGAACCAAAAGUCUACAAUAUCUGUACUGGUAUUGGUUUAAAUGUUGACAAUGAGAAGCCUACCACAUGCUUGAAUGCUGCACUUCAAGAAGCAAAUGUUAUAUCACCCAGAUUGAAACGAGAAGACAUACUGGCAUACUUCUUCAAUAAAUUCGAAAAUCUUUUUGAGGUCUUCUCGAAUCAAGGAUUUCAGGCUCUUGAGGAGCAAUACUAUAACUCAUGGCUCCAUAGUGGCCAGAGAGUUGUCGUCCAAGAUGCACAUGAAGGCCAGUCUGUAGACAGUGUCGUCACUAUCCAGGGUUUAACACCAACUGGGUACUUGUAUGCUAUUGGUGAGGAUGGCAAAAACUAUGAGUUGCACCCAGAUGGCAACAGCUUUGAUUUCUUUACUGGAUUGGUGAGGAGAAAGAUGGAAGCUUAGGGCACCAAUACAAUACAUAGAUAGGUUCAACAAAUUUGUACAAGUGAUAGAUGUUUAAGAAUGGAAUGAGAACAUGUAAGCAUCAGCGCUGCCACCUGCAUCCCUUUGUGUGCUUCAAAGCUUGUUCUUUGAAGAAAUAGAAGAAAUAUUGUUGUGGAAGUUCUGCACAGCUGCUUUGAGAUCCUCUCAAGCAUUAAGAAUUGCUCCAGCCUUCCACUUCAGCCUCCGAGGGCUCUCCAGACGCAAAUAAGGAAGGGAGCAACCAGGACUAAACUAUGGGCAUGAGUUCAGACGUCAGGAGGGUAAAGCCGCAAUAGCUGAAGACCCUUGAAUAAACCAUAGCAAGAAAACUAUGAAGCGCCUCUGCUCUGCUGCUGGAACUUCUUCGACAGUGUUAAGCCUGGUGUAUAUGCAUCGGGUUCUGUAACUUAAACAUUGCAAUAGUUCUUUGUUCUUAGUGAAUUGAGUUGCAGAGCUGUAAAGAUUUAUAGUGGUUAUUCUAGUGACUUGUGUUGGAAACUGUACUUGCAUGGAAGCUUAACUUGUUUUGACUUUAAAUCAUAUGAAAGGAGAUCACAUCUUUAUAUUCA